AUGCCUCCUCCAACAACAUCAGCAACAACAACCUCAGCAACGAUCGUCGGGAACGACAACAAGCAACCAUCGACUGCGACUGGAGGGACAUCCUCUUCGGAGGGAACAACCAAUGCCCAAAUGAUGAUCAAUCCUACAUCGCCUGCAUUUGAGGGUCAUUAUGUCUUGCAACAAUUGAAAAAGAGACCUGAGAUGGAAGCUUUUUAUCGGAAGUAUGAGAGUACUCUGAAUGCUCUCAUCUCCUCCUACACGAAUGUGGAGCGUCUUUCGAAAAAAUGUGAGCAACUCAACCAAGACAUUCUCAUCAUGGCCACCAAAGUAAAAACUGCACAAAAAUUGGUUGCCGAAGAUCAACAGCAAAUGUCACUCAUCAAAAAAGAAAUUGAAAAACAAUGGAGUAUUUAUGACGCUGCAAAGCAAAAAGACAAGGAGACGCAGACUAGGCUUGAUGAGCUUCAAGAGAAAUGUAAUUUAUUACAAAAGGAAAUUCAACUGGGAGUUGUGAAUGACGACAGAAAGAAACUGAUUGAACAACUUGAAGAGACAGAACAAAAAUUGAAAAAAGACUACGAUCUGGAGCAGAAUAUGAAAAUAGGACUUAUUAAUACUGUAACACGACUUCAAACACAGUAUGACGACUUGAUCAAACAAAGAGAACAACUUUUAAGUAAUAUUGAAAACAUGACCCGACAAAUUACUGAUAUUGAAAAACUCACAAAAGAGGAGCAAAUAGAAAGAGAUAAGGCAAAAUUUGAGUUGGAUGAGGCGAAGGCUUUAUUGAAGAGCAAACUCAAAGAUAUUGAGGAAAAAAAGAUGAAACUCGAACACGGAGAGAUUGAGCUACAAAAAUACGAACAAAAGGCAGCAGAGCAAAGUCAAAAAACCAUCAAGUCUCAAAAACAUGUAGAAGAGCUGAAAAUGAAGUUGGAAAAGUUGGAACGAGAAUUCAAAGAGGUUGCUAAACAGACGUCAAAACUCAGCGCUGACAAUGAAAAACUUCGCUCUCUUAUUCACACAAAAGAAGAGUCCAUAGCUGCCACAAAGACAGAACAGCAAGAAAUUGUCAAGAAUGUUGCUCAAAAAAUGAAAGAAAAGAAAAAACGAGAGGAGAAGAAAAUGGCUAUGGAGUCUACCAAACGACAAAUGGAACAUGAGGUCAGAAACUUAAAAGAUAGUAUUGUUGAAAUGAAAAGAAUGUUAGAGUUUGAGAAGUCUAAAAUUGAAGAUCUCAGCCAUCAGAAGAGCUUGUUGGAUAAAAGCAUUUUGAAAGCUGAUAAAAACCUGGAGGAAGAAGAAAAUUCUCUAAAGGUUGUCGAAAGUAAGAGGAGGAAUGUCCACUUGAAAUUUAAAGCCUAUGUAGAAAUGGUUGAAAAAAAGAGACAGGACAUUUAUCGACUCAAAAAAGAAAUCGAUAAGUACGAAAAAGCUUACCUAGAUGCCAAGCAAAAAUAUGAUCAGUCACAAGAAGAAAUCAAAAUCAAAAAACUUGAGUCUGACGAACUAAAAAAGAAAAUUCGAGAAAGUAGAGAAAAACAUCGUCAACAAACCGCUCUGUAUGAUGCUGUUAAAGCUGAACGAAACAGUUACAGCAAGAAGCUAAUUGAUGCUGACUCUGAAAUUCAAUCAGAAAAACAAAAGUUUAAAAUAAUGACACAACAAAUCGAUAAAAUUCGAGAGGAUAUACAGAACAAGGAAGCAGAGUUUUUACAUCAAAAGGCUGAAUAUAGUAAAUUAUGCUCAAAGAGGGAACUGUUAACAGAUCAGCUUAAGAGCUUGGAAAAGAGCAUUGAGGAACAAUCUGAUGUUAACAAACAAUACGAAAAAGAAAUUAACAAACUGAAUGAAAUAAUCAAAGAGGCAGAGCAGGAAAGAAAUCGACAAGAAAAAGAGCUUGAGGUUGUAGUCAACGAUAGAGACAUACUCGGAUCGCAAUUAAUUAAGAGAAAUAAUGAAUUGGCAAGUCUCUAUGAAAGAAUUAAGAGUCAGCAAAGUUUAAUCAGCAAAGGGGCUGUUCAAUAUCAGCAACGAAUUAAUGACAUUGCUGCUUUGAAGGAAAAGAUCAUUCAAGUGAAUCAAGAAUAUAAAAGAUUGGAAGAGCGCCUUCAGGAUUAUGAUGAGAAGGAGAAUGAAGUACAUUCAUUAAGAAGACAAUUCCUUCAAGAGCAAUCAAGAGUUAAGGCGCUAGAAGAAGAGCUUCAAACUCCAAUGAAUGUUCAUCGAUGGAGGAGAAUUCAAGGAAGCGAUCCAAAUUCCUAUGAUAUGAUCAUGAAAAUUCAAAAACUUCAAAAACAACUCAUUGCCAAGACAGAGGAAGUCAUGGAAAAGGAUUUACUGAUUCAAGAGAAGGAGAAACUUUAUGCUGAACUUAAAUCAAUCCUUACUCGACAGCCAGGGCCUGAGGUUGUGGAACAAUAUAAUGCUUAUCAGCAAACUCUGAAAGAGAAAACUAAAAAGUACGAAGAGAUGGUCAAGGAGUUGGAGGUUUACAUGAUCAAAGCUCGAGAUUUAGAAUUUGAAAACAAAAAGUAUCAAGACGAGUUUUUCAGCCUUAAACGAGAAUAUUUCCAAAAGAAGGAGAAAGAGAAACGCCAGUACAAAGCUUACAUCGAUUCACUCAACACAGACAUAGACCCAUACAUGGACCAACACAUAGACGAUCCUUCUCAAGUGUAA
Molecule: messenger RNA, 2673 nt
Organism: Naegleria fowleri
Lineage: Eukaryota; Heterolobosea; Eutetramitea; Acrasida; Naegleriidae
Exons: 2
Coding region: 1-2673 (890 amino acids)
Cellular component (GO): cytoskeleton
Source: RefSeq, a predicted model, not a curated record